AAAAGAUAACAAUGCUACAGUCUCGGACUACAGCUGUACUCUUACUGGAGUCGGUGCGGUACAAGAUGCUAUAAAUUAAGGCUGAGGGGCGGAAUGGGACUAUUCUUCUGGAAUCAGUGACAAGAUGCGGGCAAUCGUUCUGUGCUCAUUGUUCGCCGUUGCGGCCUCCAUUUCGCCAUGGGUGGUCCAGAUGAAGAUCGACUACGGAGGAUGUGGUCAGAGGAACCCUCCUCUGUACCGAGAAGACUUGGACCCUUAUGUCGUGGGAGGAAGUGAAGCCCCGCCAUACACCUUCCCAUUUGUCUGUGCCCUGUACUAUGGCUCAUCUCAAAUCUGUGGUGGCUCUUUGAUUAGAAACCUGGCCGGUAACUACUGGUUUGUGACCGCUGCUCACUGCGUCUCCGGGACCCUCAGCUCCUUCUCCAUCAGAUGUGGUGUUCACAAUCUGCAGUCCAGCUCCCAGCCCUUCGAGUUCAAGCCCACCAUCCAGGCCCGCAUCAUCCACGAGUCGUACAGCUCCGCCAGCCUCAAGAACGACAUCGCCCUCUUCAGACUCAGCCAGACCGGCUUCCCCCGGGACAGGAUCGGGGCCGUGUGCAUCCCCACCCAGGACUACGUCGCUGGCGAGAACUCCACCGUCAUCGGCUGGGGUCUCUUGAGGGAAGGUGGCUCCUCCUCCAGCACCCUGCAGCAGGCCUCCAAGCCCAUCGUCAGUGAUGCCACCUGCAGAACCGCCUACGGCUCCAGCUUCGACGCCAACACCAUGGUGUGCGCCGGCGUCUACCCCACUGGAGGCAUCGACGCCUGCCAGGGAGACAGCGGUGGCCCACUGGUUGUUCAGAGAAAUGGAGAGCUCCAUCUUGUCGGUAUUGUGAGCUGGGGCUACGGUUGUGCCCGUCCUAACUACCCAGGGUGUGUACUCCGAUGUGCUGAGGCUCAAGAGCUGGCUGAACACCAAGAUCAAUGCCUGAUCCCAAGGCUGAGCGAGCCACACCUCGCGGUUGCCCCCUUGUCAGCCAGAAGUUGAAUACCGUAUCGUUGUCAUGGCGACCGGAAAAUACUCCGACUGCCUUUACUCUGCAUUGAUUCAGUCAAUAAAGAGAGUGGAAAUAC
Pomacea canaliculata is the source of this 1113-nucleotide messenger RNA. Its product is annotated as trypsin-1-like. The transcript is spliced from 7 exons. The coding region runs from base 125 to 1027 and encodes 300 amino acids. Gene Ontology annotation, biological process: proteolysis. Gene Ontology annotation, molecular function: serine-type endopeptidase activity. The record is from RefSeq and is a predicted model, not a curated record. Lineage: Eukaryota; Metazoa; Mollusca; Gastropoda; Architaenioglossa; Ampullariidae.